This is a messenger RNA of Pyricularia oryzae 70-15, 2998 nucleotides long. RefSeq lists its product as uncharacterized. Gene Ontology annotation, cellular component: nucleus. Gene Ontology annotation, molecular function: zinc ion binding; DNA-binding transcription factor activity, RNA polymerase II-specific; transcription cis-regulatory region binding. The coding region runs from base 1 to 2916 and encodes 971 amino acids. The transcript has a single exon. The record is from RefSeq and is a predicted model, not a curated record. Gene Ontology annotation, biological process: regulation of DNA-templated transcription. Lineage: Eukaryota; Fungi; Ascomycota; Sordariomycetes; Magnaporthales; Pyriculariaceae.
AUGUCGCUCACCGCGGCAGCACUUUUACACAGCAGUUGCGAUGACGCGAGCCUCAGGUCGAGGAGCCUCUCGCCAGCAUCUGUUGCCACGGCCACCACGAGCAGCGUUCGAGAUGGAGGAAGCAUGCCGCCGUCGUCAAGUCACAUUCAGCAGCAACAACAACAACAGCAGCAGCACCAGAUAUGGCACUCAAUUCAACCAACCUGCUCCAAAAGCAAUGGCGAGACGGCGGGCUUUGGGUCCUCGGCAGGCGUCGAUACGGAUCAUGAGGCGGAGGCAAAGAAGCCGCGGGCCUGCGACAGGUGUAGAGGCCUCAAGGUUCGCUGCAUUAUGGAAGGCGACGGUGACGAGGCUGGCGGGGGCAAUUGCCUGCGAUGCACCAAGGCCGGUCGGAGGUGUGUAGUGACGCAGCCGACCAAGAAGCGACAGAAGAAGACCGACAGUCGCGUGGCAGAGUUGGAAAAGAGAAUUGACGCGCUCACGGCCUCGCUGCAUGACAGCAGGCGCGGGAGCGGCGCCGGAGAAGGGGACGGUGGUGGAGUGGAGGAUGCUAGCUCGCCAGAGAAGGGGGACGACCACGAUGAGCCUCCGGCCGUGACAGCUAGUGCCACAAGUACCGAAGCGGUGGCAACACCAGCAACUUUGGGCUGGCAGCGCCGUCCAAUAUUGACGGGCGGGAUACCCAACCUCAACACCGAUAGCUCCUCUCACAUGAAUGCCUGUGGCAUUGUGUUUGAGCUUGCAGCUGGGCCAGGGGGUGGCCACUCUGGUGCUGGCGGCCAGAAGCGAAAGUUUGGUGACGAAGAUGGAAUUGGAUCACUGCCGCCUCAGCCGCCGCGGCAAACUAUGGGCCCGGGAUACGAAGACGUCGUCACGAGAUCCAUCGUUACAGAGGAUAUGGCAGCACAGCUAUUUGCACGCUACACAGACCACAUGUGCCCACAUCUUCCAGGCGUCAUCUUUCCCCCGGACAUGACGUGGAACCGGAUCAGGGUCGACAAACCCCUCCUCUUUCUGGCGGUCAUGGCAGCAAGCUCUUCAGAGACGCCAUCACUGCAGCGGGUACUAGUGAGGGAGAUGAUGCAGAUAUUCGCCGAGAAGAUAGUCAUCAUCGGCGAGAAGAGCAUCGAACUGGUGCAGGCGCUUCACAUUGCUGUCUUUUGGUACUGGCCACCCGAGCACUUUGAGGAGCUCAAGUUUUACCAGCUGGUCCACAUGGCCGCCGUCUUGGCCAUCGAUUUGGGCCUUGGGAGGAGGAGGCCGACUGUACGGGGAAGACAUAUCCCUUGGUCACUGCGAGAAGGCAGUGGUGUGGGACCACCAGGUCCAGGAAUAGUAGGUGGUGGUGGUGGUGGUGGUGGUAGCAGCAAUGACGACGCUCCUGGAACAAAAAGGAACAGCGCCAAGAGACAUCCGCCUCCAGACCCUUGCAGUCUAGAAUCUCGCCGAACGUGGCUCACCUGCUACUACCUGGCAUCCAACACGUCGAUGACAUUACAUAGGCCCAACCUGGUGCGCUGGACGCCCUUCAUGGCAGAGUGUCUCGAGGUGCUUCAAACGUCACCUGAUGCAGCACCGACAGACGCCUACUUCUGCCAUCUCGUCUGGACCCACAAACUGUCAGAAGAGAUUGGGGUUGAAUUCGCCAUGGAUGACCCAGGCGCUGUCGUUGACAUUACAGACAGACGCACACAACACGCCAUUAAGAGCUUCGAGCGGCAACACGAGAAGUAUCGGGAUGCUGUUCCAAAGGAUCUAAUGAGACCUUCUCUCAAGCUGGGAUUUCACGUCGUGAGCCUCUACAUGCACGAGAUUGCGCUCCGUAUCGAGGAGGACGCAGGAGGGGGAUGCGUUGGCGAAGAUGCCGCGCUGACUCCGGCGCAUGUCAGUUCGCUGUCGGCGUGUCUAGCAGCUGUCGACGGAAUCUUUGAUACCUUCUCGUCCAUGACGCCAGAAGAUGUGCGCUGCCUACCCGUCUUUAACUUUGUUCGCGUUGCGUACGCCACCGUGCUGCUCAUCAAGAUGUACUUUGCCGCCUCAGCUCCCGGUUCCGAGCUCGGCAAGGUCAUUGAUAAGGAGGAGAUACGUGUCGAAGAGCACCUCGGGCGGCUCCUAGACAAGUUUCGCAUGGCGGCGGCCGGGAACAGAUCAAGGCCGGCCGCCAAGUUCCAUAUUGUUAUUGCCAUGUUGAGAUCAUGGUUCCAGAAACAGGCAGGCGAUAGUGACGCGGGCGAUGCGCAGGAAGCUCCCACGUCCACACAAAGGCCGCAAGAGCAGGGAAGAGGGGCCGAGGGCGGCAACAGCAAGCGCCCGUCGCAUGCAAUCUACAGCGCCGACAUGCCUUUCCAAACACCCUCGGAAAUAACCAAAGUUGAUGAGGUCGAAACCAACGCAGGUGCUGCGGCCGGUCAGCCAGGAGUAACCAUGGCAGGACGAGAACCCACGCCAGCAGGAGUCCCCUGGUACGUCUCGCAAGACACAACCCCGCAAUCAAUCAUGUACGAAGCCUCGGGUUCCGACGAUCCAGUCCCGCCGUUGACCCACACAUCUCCGUCCGAGUCAUCUCCGGUGCCCGUUCACAUACGGCAACGACAAUACCAACAAAUCCCACCCGCGUCCUUCCCACAGCACCAGUGGAUGGACAUGGAGUUUGAGCCAGCAACCUUUGGCGACGGCGUGGUCCAGGCCAUGGACCCCGGCUACAGUGGUGGCGGCAGCGGCAGUCGGGGCGGCUUCGUCCUGCCCGGCAUGAUGGCUGCUGCCGCCUCACAAAACGGCGGCGGUGGUAUGAUGUUUUCAAUGCCGCCAGUGUCCGGGACAGGGGGCGUUACGGGGGAAUCGCCCUUUGCUGCCUCCGAGUCCUGGUACGGCGGCAUAUUGGACUCGGCCGGCAUGGGGAACAUGUAUUACUUGUAGAUACCCUCCCAAGAAGGGAUAAGCAUUGUAUAGUCUCAUGCAAGCCAAGAACGUUUAGAAUUAAUUUUGAAUGAUCCAUGCA